AUUCACUGUUAGAAAAUUGGUAUACAUUCAAAUAAUUUAUAACCGUCCAAGAAUAUUAUGUUUUGCAAAAUAGCUUAGAAAAUAUGACUUCUAUCUUAGACCAAGCGACUCAAAGUGGUUCUUUAACUCAAACAGGCGUGUUAACUUCUGAAACUCUGUUAUUUAGCGACUUUUGCCGUUUCUUAGAAGUAGUUUCUAAAGAGAGUGGAGACGCGAAAAAGAAAAAGUGUGCAAAAUUUAUACAAAAUUAUCGUAGUAAAUAUGGAAAUGAUUUUUAUCCUGUUAUGCGUCUAUUACUUCCACAUCUUGACAAAGAAAGAACGAAUUAUGGUAUGAAAGAGAUGGUUCUUGCCAAAACUUAUAUAUCUGUCAUGGGAUUAGCCAAAGAUUCUGUUUAUGCUAAAAGAUUAAUUCAUUGGAAGAUGCCUGGAAGCUCGAGAAGUAAAACUGCUGGUGAUUUUGCAUCUGUAGCAUUUGAAGUAAUUUCUCCUCGAUCUACAGUUGUUGGUCGUGGAACAAUGCCCAUUGAAGAUGUAAAUUAUCAACUUGAUGUUUUAAAUGCAGCUAGCGGAAAACAAGAAUACCAAAAAGUAAUACGACAUUUCUUUAACGAUUAUACUGCCAUGGAACAAAAAUGGAUUAUAAGGAUAAUUUUAAAAGAGCUCAAGAUUGGAAUCAGCGAAAAAUCAAUAUUUUCAUUAUUUCAUCCCGAUGCUUCUAAUCUUUUCAAUGUUUGUAGCGAUUUGAGAAAAGUUUGUGAAGAUCUAAGUGAUCCUCACACUAGACUUCAAAUAUCGGAUAUUAUUCUUUAUCAUCCAUUCAAACCUAUGCUUUCUAAACCCGUUGCUGUUCAGAAUGUUAUUAAGACUAUGGGUGGUGAUUUUUGGAUAGAAGAGAAAAUUGACGGAGAAAGAGUACAAUUACACAUGAAAGAUGGGAGAUUUGAAUAUUUUUCAAGGAGAGCCACACAGUAUACUUAUUUAUAUGGUGGUAGUAAAUUUGAAGGUUCAUUAACGCCAUAUAUAGCUGAAUUGUUUCAUCCGCGUGUUAAGAAUAUUAUUCUGGAUGGAGAGAUGGUAGUAUAUGAUCCUUUAUUAGAUAUCUAUAAGCCAUUCGGAACUCUGAAAACCGCCGGGAAAGAUCACUCCAAUGACCCAAAUAAAGAAAGACCUUGUUUCGUAGUAUUUGAUGUUGUCUUAAUCAAUGACAAGCCAGUAAUUGAUCAACCAUUACAGAAAAGAAACGAAUGGCUUAAAACGUUGGUUACUGAAAAACCAGGAUACCUGAGACUCCUUAGUCACAAAGAAGGCAGCACGGCUAAGGAUUUAAUUGAUGCGUUAGAUGAAGCUGUUAUGAAAAGGCAAGAAGGAAUUAUCAUUAAGAAACCAUCCAGUAAAUAUGUCCUUAAUGAAAGGAUUGAUGACUGGGUUAAGAUAAAGCCCGAGUACUUGGAUUCCCUUGGCGAUAGUUUAGAUUUGUUAGUUAUAGGUGCGGAUUUUGGCGCCGGAAGACGUGGAAAUAUGUUCGGCAGUUUUAUGUGUGGCCUAAGAGAUUCAACAUCGUCAGAUGAUAACCCAAAGUUUAUAUCAUUUUGUCGAUUUGGAACUGGUCAGACGAUGAAAGAAGCUGAAGAUAUUAAAAAUAAUUAUGAAGGUUGGCAGCGAUAUGACCCAAAUAAUCAUCCAGAUUGGCUUGAACUUGGUAAAGACAAGCCUCAUAUGAUAAUUCAUCCGGAAAAUUCAUUAGUGGUACAAGUUAAAGCAGCUGAAAUUGUUGCUGGAAAUCAGUUUGCUUCCAAUUAUACGCUUAGAUUUCCUCGAUUUGAGAAAAUUCGCGAGGAUAAAGAUUGGGAAAGUGCAAUGAAUUAUGAAGAAAUGAUGAACCUUCGCAGACAGGCAUCAGGACGAUUGCAGUCCAGAAAAGUUACCGAAGAUGAUUUAGUUACCACCGCGCGAGCCGUUAAGAGAAAAGGAAAGACGGCAGCACCACGUAGAGUUAAGAAAUACACUAUGCUUGAAACCUUUACUUCCAAUAUAGGACCGGUAGAAGAAAAAUCCAUGAUAUUUAAAGAUAUGAAAUUCCACAUAAUGUUGACAAAAUAUAAAGAAUAUACAAAAUCAGAUUUUGAGCGUAUGAUUAAAGAACACGGAGGUAGCUAUUCUCAACAUCCUGGCUCUGAUUCUGAAAUUCAUUUAAUAGCUGAAGACGCAUCAAACUUUAGAGUCAAAAAUCUUAUCAGCCAAGGUGUAAGAGAUAUAAUUCAUCCUAGAUGGAUUACGGAAUGUAUUGAUGCGUUAAAGCUGAUCCCCUUGAGUCCAAAAUAUAUGGUAUUUAUUACUGAAUCAACAAAACAAGAAUUUUUGACAAGGAUGGACGAAUGGGGAGAUAGUUAUACGGAUGAAGUUACUAUAGAAGAUUUGCAGGAGACAUUUGAUUUAAUGCCCUUGGAUGAAGAAACUAUCUUUUCAAAUUAUCCAAAGCGUCAAAAGUUAGCUGACGAGAUCGAGGAACGUUAUUUUGCAGAUACUGGAUUACCAAAUUGUUUAUUUCGUCGUUGUGUAGUUUAUAUCGAUUAUCCGCCACCAUUAGAAAAUAUAAACAAAUUAUGGGCUUUAUAUGAAGGAUGUCGUGAUAGGUUGAAGCUUAUUGAAUUGACUCUUCGUUACCAUGACGCUCAAAUUGUCUCCGAUUUUUCGUUAAGUAAAAUUACCCAUGUAAUUUUUGACGAAAAAGACUUAAGUAGAUUUAAUGAAAUAAAGGAAUUUCAUGAAAAGCGUAAAAUAUCACCAUAUUAUGUGCGUUCUUCAUGGGUUACAGACAGCGAGAAUUGUGGAGUUUUACUAGAAGAGAAUGAAUAUAUUCCAAAAAUAUCAAAAUAAUGGCAACUGGAUUUGUUCCUCAUAAGCUUGCAAUUGAUAUUUUCAAUAAGUUGCUUCAGGCCUAUUUUUUAAUUUGCUAAUUCCGGUAUAAGCUUUAAUAACAAAAAUUUAUAUAUGGAUUUGCAUUCUGGAUAUAAAAUUUGCAAGCCCGGAUCCGUCCUGUUACAGGCUUAUUCAUGAUUAAAUUGGUAGAAGCUACAUUAAUUGACUGUUAAUUAUUUGCACUGUUACUUUCUAUAUAUUUAUUUUCGUAGCAUAUUAUCAUUAUUCAAUAAAUUGAAUUUGAAUCUGUG
Messenger RNA from Rhizophagus irregularis DAOM 181602=DAOM 197198, 3172 nucleotides. RefSeq lists its product as uncharacterized. Gene Ontology annotation, biological process: double-strand break repair via nonhomologous end joining; DNA recombination; nucleotide-excision repair, DNA gap filling. Lineage: Eukaryota; Fungi; Glomeromycota; Glomeromycetes; Glomerales; Glomeraceae. Gene Ontology annotation, cellular component: DNA ligase IV complex. Gene Ontology annotation, molecular function: ATP binding; DNA binding; DNA ligase (ATP) activity. The record is from RefSeq and is a predicted model, not a curated record.